This is a messenger RNA of Phacochoerus africanus (Common warthog), 1574 nucleotides long. RefSeq names its product CD74 molecule (gene CD74). The record is from RefSeq and is a predicted model, not a curated record. Gene Ontology annotation, biological process: positive regulation of ERK1 and ERK2 cascade; positive regulation of type 2 immune response; negative regulation of intrinsic apoptotic signaling pathway in response to DNA damage by p53 class mediator. Gene Ontology annotation, cellular component: cytoplasm; cell surface; membrane. Bases 194 to 1030 code for a protein of 278 amino acids. Lineage: Eukaryota; Metazoa; Chordata; Mammalia; Artiodactyla; Suidae. The transcript is spliced from 9 exons. Gene Ontology annotation, molecular function: cytokine receptor activity; MHC class II protein binding; macrophage migration inhibitory factor binding.
UCCACUUCUCCCAGGUGGGCGGAGUGGCCUCCUGUGGACGAAUCAGAUUGCUCCUCCGCCCCAUCUUCAGGAGGCGAGCCCGGGGCUUGGGGUCCCAGACGUGCCGCCGCCGCCGCCACAGCAGCAUCUGCAGCAGCAGCAGCAGCAGCAGCAGCAGCAGCAGGACGACUAGGAAAGACCCCAGGCCAGAACCAUGGAGGACCAGCGCGACCUCAUCUCCAACCAUGAGCAGCUGCCCAUGCUGGGCCAGCGCCACGGGGCCCCCGAGAGCAAGUGCAGCCGUGGAGCCCUGUACACAGGCUUUUCUGUCCUCGUGGCUCUGCUCCUGGCUGGCCAGGCCACCACCGCCUACUUCCUGUACCAGCAGCAGGGCCGGCUGGACAAGCUGACGGUCACCUCCCAGAACUUGCAGCUGGAGAACCUGCGGAUGAAGCUUCCCAAGCCCUCCAAGCCUUUGAGCAAGAUGCGGGUGUCCGCCCCCAUGCUGAUGCAGGCCCUGCCCAUGGAAGGCCCGGAGCCUAUGCGCAAUGCCACCAAGUACGGCAACAUGACCCAGGACCACGUGAUGCACCUGCUCCUGAAGUCUGAUCCCCUGGGGGUGUACCCGAAGCUGAAGGGGAGCCUCCCAGAAAACCUGAAGCACCUCAAGAACACCAUGGACGGUGUGAACUGGAAGCUCUUUGAGAACUGGCUGCGUCAGUGGCUCUUGUUUGAAAUGAGCAAGAACUCGCUGGAGGAGACACCCUUUGAGGUUCCGCCAAAAGCACUGACCAAGUGCCAGGAAGAGGUCAGCCGUGUCCCCGCCGUCCACCCGGGCGUGUUCAGGCCCAAGUGCGACGAGGACGGCAACUACGUGCCGCUCCAGUGCUACGGGAGCAUUGGCUUCUGCUGGUGCGUCUUCCCCAACGGCACCGAGGUCCCGCACACCAGGAGCCGCGGGCGCCACAGCUGCAGCGACCCACUGGAGACGGAGGACCUGUCGUCCGGGCUGGGCGUGACCAAGCAGGAUCUCGGCCAAGUCAUCCUGUAAGACCAGCAGACGCCAGCCCCCAGCCCUGCGUGGCCACAGCUUGCCUGCCCCCCGCCCUCCCUGCCGCCCCCACCUGCACCUCGUCCCAUGGGCCUCUGGCACCUGGCUCGCCGUCCUCCCUGGACACCUCACGUCUCUUCAGAAGGCCAAGGAUGAACGACACAGGGAGGCCCUGCUGCCCACAGCUCCAUCCGCUAGCAGGGACACAGGGCCCCGGGGACAGCCCGUGAGCGGGGCUGCUGCCACUCGUGACACCUUGAGCUCCAACGUGGCGGCUGCCCAUGGACGAGGCGGGCAGGUGCCUGGAGAUGGGCCCGCUCAAUCCCAAACCCCCACAAGGACAGCUCUGCUGUCUCCUCCCCUGGCGGCCUCAGCUUCGCUGCCCGUUAACCUGGGGAGACGGGCCAAGCCUUUAAGUGUCCCCAGCAUCAGCCACCCACGGCCCCUGCUCACCCCCUGCCCGCUCCACAUCCCUGUGCGCAGCCAGGCUCGGCUCAGCCCCCAGCCACGGCUUCUGUGAGAAUAAAAGGUAGUGAGUAGGACA